AUGUCAACGCUGCGUUCCUUCGGAGGCUCUAGGGUAGGAUGUAUAGAACGCUUGCCUUUUCUAGCUUCUGGGGGCCGCUUACAUUCUGUGGCACAUGACCCCUUCCUGCACCUUACUCCAGCCAGCCCAGUAAGCCACGUCCUUCUCACGUUGAGUCUCCCUGGUUUCCCUCUUCUGCCCUUCUCUUCAACUUACAAGGACCCUUGUGAUUACGAGGCCCACCUGGACAGUCCGGGCUUGUCUCCCCAUCUCGAGAGGUCAACGGACAAGGAGUUUCAAGAAGGAGAAGAAUAUGACCAUAUUUACAUCGAAUCAUUCUUUCCUACUACAGUAUGGCUCUCUGCACUGUCUCUAGCCAUGUCAGGUAUGAUGUUCAUCAGUGCGAAAGACCAUGUGAGGAAGUACUCACUGUUGAUUGACGCCAAGAACUGCAGUGGACAUCGCCAAGUCAUGGCCAUUUCUCCCAUCCAAUUUCAAUUAAGCCUCGUGGUAGGAAACAACCUCUCUCUGGGCCUGGUUCCUACAAUACUGACCCUCAAUCUUUCUGCCGCAGGAAAAGAAGUUUGCUAUGAAAGGGUGGGGUGCUUUAAAGAUGGUUUCCCAUGGACUGGGACUUUGUCAAGACAGUUGGCAGGUCUACCCUGGUCUCCUGAAGAGAUAAACACUCGCUUUCUGCUCUACACGAGACAUAAUCCCAAAGCUUAUCAGGAGAUCAGUGCAGUUAAUUAUCGAACUAUCCAAGCCUCACACUUCGGGACAGACAAGAUGACCCAUAUCAACAUACCCGGAUGGAAAUCAGAUGGAAAAUGGCAGCAAGACAUGUGCAAUGUGCUACUCAAAGUAGAAGAUGUGAACUGCAUUAACGUAGACUGGAUUAACGGUUCACUGGAGUAUAUCCAUGCGGUAAACAACCUCCGCGUUGUCGGUGCCGAGGUGGCAUAUCUUACUGAUGUUCUCAUGAAAAAGUUUGGAUAUUCUCCUUCAAAAGUGCACUUGAUUGGCCACAGCGUGGGAGCACAUCUGGCUGGGGAAGCUGGGUCAAGGGUACCAGGCCUUGGAAGAAUAACUGGGUUGGACCCAGCUGGGCCAUAUUUCCACAACACUCCGAAUGAAGUUAGGCUGGACCCUUCAGAUGCCAACUUUGUUGAUGUUAUUCAUACAAAUGCAGUUCGCUUACUCUUUGAGUUUGGUGCUGGGACUAUUAAUGCUUGUGGUCACCUUGACUUUUACCCAAAUGGAGGGAAGCACAUGCCAGGAUGUGAAGACUUAAUUACACCUUUGUUUAGCUUUGAUUUCAAUGCUUAUAAGGAAGAAGUGGCUUCCUUCUUUGAUUGCAACCAUGCCCGAAGUCAUCGCUUUUAUAUUGAAAGCAUCCUCAAUCCUGAUGCAUUUAUUGCUUAUCCUUGUAGAUCCUACAGAUCUUUUAAAGCGGGAAAUUGCUUCCAUUGUCCCAAAGAAGGCUGCCCAACAAUGGGUCAUUUUGCUGAUAGAUCUCACCUCAAAAGCAUGCAGCCUAAUAGAUCGUAUUAUUUUUUAAACACAGGCACUCUUUCCCCAUUUGCCCGUUGGAGUCACAAAUUAUCUGUCAGACUCGACGGAAACAAUGUCACCCAAGGGAGCAUGUUUCUCCGUGUAGGUGGAACCACUGGGAAAACAGGGGCAUUUGUGAUAGCCAGUGGAACACUUAAGCCAGGCAUGACUUAUACAAAAUUAAUUGACACAGACGUUAAUGUUGGAAAUGUUACCAAUAUCGAGUUCUUUUGGAAGGAACUUUUGUUUGGACACUCUCAGAAUAAGUUGGGGGCAGAAAUGGUGAUAGAUAUAUCUGGAAAAUAUGGAUACGAAUCUACUUUCUGUAGCCAGGACAUUAUGGGACCCAAUAUUGCUCAGAUCCUGAAGCCAUGCCAAUCUCAGAUACAGUCUUGAUGGAUUUACUUAAUGGGAGCAGUGAAAGAAAGAAUCUCCUUCUAGCUGGUAUCCGAACCAAACUUGGCCUUUGUGAAUGACAUAGACAAGUACAGUUGUUGUUGCUUUUUAUAUAGAAUUUUUUUCUCACUGAUAAACUUUGUAAGUGCCUUAAAAACAGACUGAGUCCUAGGACAGGGUAUGGUAUGGUAAUCUGAAGGAAUCUGAGUAUCAGUGACAAAAUAAAGCUGUGUGGGAAUUUCCCUGAAUGAGAAGAGGAGAGGCCCAAGUGUGCUGGAAUAAAUUCACUGGGCAAAAGCGAGACUCUGGUUGAGUAUUUGAAGUACGUUUUGAGUAUUUCCGGGUCAAAUAAUCAUUGUUCUAAAAUGAUUUAAAGAAUAUUUAUUCUGUUGUUAAAUCUUGCUAAGACAAAUUAUGACUAUAGUUCAUGAUAUAUAGUGAUGAUAACCCUGUGGGUUAAUAUGCUUAUGUAUUAAUAAUGAAAACCGAUGAGAGUACAUUAGUAUUUCCAAGUUGUUCCUUGGUCUUCAGGUGUAUGUAAAGUAAACGAGAUUUGGGGGGCCUAUCUGUGAUGUGUACACCAGUUAGCAAUAGGCCCUGAGGAUCAUCAGCCCCUUCUCUAGAAGCUUCCCUGCCAGGGGAGAAUUACUCCUCUCUGGGCCUUGUAAGUUCCAUAGCAAAAUUGCAUUUAACCUAAAGGCAGCAUUUCACUUGUAAAGCACUUGACCAUCCCUUUGUGUUUGCAAUAAAGUACUGUAAUAUUUAAAUGUACCAAUUUUUUAAAAAAAUUCCUUCCAUCUUUUGUAAUUCAGUUGUCCUUAUCCAUGGCAAAUGACAGAUGAACGUUUUUAUUUGCUCUGUUUUCU
This is a messenger RNA of Panthera uncia (snow leopard), 2792 nucleotides long. It is a transcript of the gene PNLIPRP3, whose product is annotated as pancreatic lipase related protein 3. Gene Ontology annotation, molecular function: triacylglycerol lipase activity; protein binding. The coding region runs from base 1 to 1926 and encodes 641 amino acids. The record is from RefSeq and is a predicted model, not a curated record. Gene Ontology annotation, biological process: lipid metabolic process. NCBI's taxonomy places the organism in Eukaryota, Metazoa, Chordata, Mammalia, Carnivora, Felidae. The transcript is spliced from 14 exons.